Messenger RNA from Micropterus dolomieu (smallmouth bass), 3667 nucleotides. RefSeq names its product dynein axonemal assembly factor 4 (gene dnaaf4). Bases 298 to 1551 code for a protein of 417 amino acids. The transcript is spliced from 9 exons. Lineage: Eukaryota; Metazoa; Chordata; Actinopteri; Centrarchiformes; Centrarchidae. Gene Ontology annotation, molecular function: nuclear estrogen receptor binding. The record is from RefSeq and is a predicted model, not a curated record. Gene Ontology annotation, biological process: outer dynein arm assembly; heart development; inner dynein arm assembly.
CAAGGUGGCGGAGAAAUGAGAAGAGCCCAUGUACGAUAACAACUCUCAUUUCCCCCGAUCAACGUGAAGGCAGCAUGAUGGCUCUCUGGUCACCAUAGCAACGAGACGCCGCGAGGCAGCAGGACCAGAUGAAACAUUCACGACUCAUCGUCUCUUGUAGCAAAGUUACUUUUCACCCAACUACAUCUAUAUUUUUGCGCAAUUAGUGAACUGAAGUCGGAGAGCCGCCAUUUCUAAGUAGCUGCUGGCACAACUUACAAACGGAGGUUGACACUCAAAGGUUAGCUGUGCCGAAAAAUGCCUUUGCUAGUGACCGACUACUCAUGGACACAGACAGAUUCGACGGUUUAUAUAAGUGUGCCUUUAAAAGGAGCGAAAGUUGGGAAAGUGGACAUCCUGUCUACAGAUGAAUACCUCAAGGUGCACUACCCACCAUACCUGUUUGAAGCCUUCCUGUUUGAACCUGUUGAUGAUACCAGAAGCACAGCAAAGGUUGGAAAUGGAUGUGUAGUGCUCAGUUUGCCUAAGAAGACCAACACAGUGUGGGAGCAUCUGAUGAUAACUACAAUUGAUAGAGAAAAGAAAAAGGAGGUCAGAGAAAGGGCUCUGUUGAAAUACCAGGAAAAGCUUUCUUCAGACUCCAGAUCCAAGGCAGAGAAACAGCAUGCAGAGAAACAAUACGCACUGCAGACAAUGAUGAAGCUUGAAAAGGAGGAAAGAGACAGUAUCCAGAAAAUAAAGGACACUGAGCGAGAGAAAACCACAGCAGAGCUGGAAGCAUGGCAACUGAGACAGAAUGAAAAAUCAGAGAAAGAAGGCCAGCUAAAACUUCAGAGUCAGAGAGGCAAUCAAAACAAACCGAAAGCCAUGACAGCGAAGCAGGAAGGCGGAUGUUCAGCUGGAGGAAAGGUCAAACUGGAUCAUAAUUGCAAUAGUGAAGCAAAAAGCAAGAAAAAACAAGCGGACCUGCCUGCUCCAAGACUUAUUGGAAAUAUUCAAGUCACAUUUACCCCACGAGUUUUCCCAACAGCCCUCAGGGAAUCGAGAGUGGCCGAGGAGGAAGAGUGGCUCAAAAAACAAGCUGAAGCCAGACGUUCAGUAAAUGCAGAUGUUGAAGAUCUGAUGGACCUGAAAGAACAGAGGAACCCUGACUGGUUAAAGGACAAAGGAGACAAAUGUUUUGUGGCUGGGGACUACCUGGGUGCAGUGAAUGCCUACAACCUGGCUAUCAGGCUCAACAGAAAGAUCCCAGCUCUGUAUUCAAACAGGGCUGCAUGUCAUCUGAAGCUGAGGAAUUUUCACAAAGCCAUUGAGGAUGCCUCUCAGGCACUUGAUCUGUUGACUCCACCAGUUGCUGCAAACGCAGCUGCCAGAGCCAGAGCCAGCGUCCGCCGAGGAUCUGCUUUCUGCCAGCUACAGCUCUAUGCAGAAGCGCUACAAGACUACCAAGCUGCUCUAAAGAUCAACCCUCAUGAUGAAGCGCUGCAGGCAGACACGCAGAGAAUCAGAGACAUUAUUCAAGGCACUGCAGCUAACCCAGAGCCAUACUGAGACAGAGAAAAUGUACUGCAUAUAUUAUGUAUGACUGUUUGUGUUGUUUGUCUGUUGCCCACAUCAGCUUCAGCCCUGAAAAAGUUAGGUAAAGUGUGUUUUACUGAAGAAUAUGCUGUGGAGUACAUGGGAGACACUCUUAGAAUCAGUAGAGCACCCUCGUGUGGCUAAAUGUUGCACCUCCUAAAAUGAAUUGCAAACAAUGGGUGAUUACAUUACAGCCUCUUCAGUUGUAGUAUGUACCUGGCUCAGUUAAUAAAAUACAUUUUUUAAGUUUUAAAAUGUCUGGCCACACACUACUAAUAUGAUAGGCCACUGCAGAAGUGGUAAUUUAGAACAAACUCUUCUAUUUGAGCUCUUGUGAUCCAAAAGUAAUAACAACCACAACCAAGGUCAUGUCACAUUUCAGGUGCAAUUCUGUCUGUAUCAUCAUAGUCGUGCUUUGAAGCACAAAGGAAGGUGUUGGCUCAUUCUUUUAAAAUUUAAAUAUUUUACUUUAAAUUGUUCACAGUCGGAAAAAUUUAACACCACAUUAGUUUUUAAUUGAAUGUAGAGCCUGGAACAGGUGUCAGUCGGUGGAUGAGAGGAGAAUGAUAUUACAGUUUUUCUUGAUUGCUUCAACACGUUUCUUGAAAUGAUGCCUCCAUUUCUUAGAACUCUAAACACAAAUCCAUAACUUCCCACCCAAUUCCUCAUUCUUUCUAUUUUCAGGUCAAAAUGAAACUCUCCACUCAAAACCAUUCAAUCUUGCUGAAAAAUCAAACUUUGCACUCAAACACACACACACACACACACACACACACACACACACACACACAGCAACACAGUCUGACACACUGGUGAGAUAAAUUCAAAACAAUACUACAAAAAUUGGUUAUUAGUAAAGUUGCCUUUGGUUCUCCCCCUCAAAAACCAUUUCACAUGCUGAACACAACAAAACAAAUUUAAUCAUGGCCACAUUUUUAUUCCUCUGUGUACUGUACAGUCCAACUCACCAAACAACAACAAAAACUCAUUCUGCCCCAGCAUCCUGUCUUUGGUCUGGGACAGGCUGGAGAAUCUCGUCCUCCACCUCCUCCUCUCUCUGCUCCUCCUGCAUUUCCUCCUCCUCCUCCGUCACAUCUUCCUCCUCCUGCUCUCAGGUGUCCUCCACCUCUUCUUUCACGUCUCUCUCCGUUGUUCCAAAACUGAAUGAACGGACUCAGGCCCUGUUAUCCAUCUAUUCUGAUUGGUGUGUGAUCAGUUAUGACUCUUUGGGGUCGUGUGUGGGUGUAGCCGAUCUCUCUCUUCCUUGCAGGUGAAGAGCUGAGGCCGAUUGCAGUAACUCUGGGCACAAGGGCCAAUUGACCUGUAGAGUAUUUGUAACUCCUCAUUCUCUUUCUUAGGAAGCUGCUGCUGGGCUGAGGUGAUAGACCUUCCUGUGGGCUGACUCCCCUCUGGUUUUUUCCCCAGGUUCUACCUUUGAUUUGGUGUUCUUUGGUUUCUUGGACUGUUGAUUUUGCUGUAUUUAUCUUGCUUCUUGCAUACUAAAACACACACCCAUCCAUCAUCCUGCGCAGACACUACUGAAACCACACAUGUUCAAACUUCAUACUUUAAUUUAGCACAAUUCUUCAUUUCCCUUAGUUUAGUUUAAAUACACAUAUUUUGUUUGGCUUAUCUCCCUUUUUGUUGGGGCCACUUGAGCCAGGUCAUCGAGGCAAUCGAGAAAAACUAAUGGAAAGAAACUGAAUGGGAAUGGGGGAAGAGGAAGAAUGAGCCGAAACAGGACUGAGGUGGACAUCGCGACAGGUGGUAAAGGGACUUGGUCUUAUAAAUCAGUAACCGGUCCAAAUUUGAGGCCCCUUUUCUGCUACUUGACUUCUUGUUAGAGGGAUGGUUGUACUUUGCUUUUAUUACAGUUUUUUUUCCAGAUUAAGAUUUACCAGAAAAAAAAAAAUUGUAAAAUACAAUGCAUUGUGGUUUUGACCCCUUACAGUAGUUUGUGUAGUAAAUAGUACACCUUGUAAUAUUUCAUAUGUCUGAGUUGUAAGCAGUUUCACCAUCUGAUUUCCGAUCAUCAGAUUGUGUCAUUUUUAUACAUAAAAGGCCCAAAUUAGUCAAAUUAGGAAAUAUU